AUGAAGAAGAUGAGAAGACAAGCAAAACGCGUGUCCCGUAACAAGUCAGAGAAGAAGAGACGCGACCAGUUCAAUGUCCUCAUCAAGGAGCUGGGGACCAUGUUGCCUGGCAUCACARGCAAGAUGGACAAGUCCACCAUCCUGCAGAAGAGCAUCGACUUCCUGUGUAAACACAACGAGACCUCUGCUCAGUCUGAGUCCAGUGAGAUCAGACAGGACUGGAAACCUCCGUUCCUUAGCAACGAGGAGUUCACCCAGCUCAUGCUGGAGGCUCUGGAUGGAUUCUUCAUAGCGAUAAUGACAGACGGGAACAUCAUCUAUGUCUCUGAGAGCGUGACCUCCUUGCUGGAACACCUGCCGGUGAGUAGGACUGUCUGUGUUUCGAUUAGUACCACAAUACUAUUGGAUAGAAGCGUUUGUUUACAUUUGGUUCCAAUGCAUUGUACCAAGAGCAGCAUUAUCUGAUAUAAUUUGACCAGG
Salvelinus sp. IW2-2015 is the source of this 480-nucleotide messenger RNA. RefSeq names its product circadian locomoter output cycles protein kaput. Gene Ontology annotation, cellular component: CLOCK-BMAL transcription complex; nucleus; cytoplasm. Gene Ontology annotation, molecular function: protein dimerization activity; E-box binding; DNA-binding transcription factor activity, RNA polymerase II-specific. The record is from RefSeq and is a predicted model, not a curated record. Gene Ontology annotation, biological process: circadian regulation of gene expression; regulation of transcription by RNA polymerase II. Lineage: Eukaryota; Metazoa; Chordata; Actinopteri; Salmoniformes; Salmonidae.